AUGCCUCAGGACGGCGAGCAGCAGCCGUCCGCAUCACUUGGCUCUCCCAAGCGCAGCAGUGCGCUCCCGGCCUGGCCUGUGCUGGCGCUCGUGUGCGGGUUCACAGCGCUGCAGACGUUCAAGCCGUCGGAGCCGUACCUCGUGCCGUUCAUGCACUGCGUCAGAGGCGUGCCACGCAGCACCAUCGUCGACUCCAUCUUCCCGUUCUGGACCUAUGCCCAGCUGGCGCUGCUCCCGCUGCUCUCGGCCGGCUCGGAGCUGGUCGGCUACCGCGCUGUCGUCCUCGUCGGCAUGCUCGGCCGCCUGGCCACGCUCCUGCUCCUGCUCUACGGCGGCGACUCCGUCUUCCUCCUGCAGCUCUCGCAGGUCGCAAUCGCCGUCGGGUUUGCCGCCCAUCCGUCCCUCGUCGCCAUCCUCUUCCGCUCGCUGCCUUCCGAGUCGUACGCGCGCGCCGUCGGGCUCGUCGCGUCGGCGGGCGUCCUCUCGGAGGUGGCAGCCUCCUUCGUCGGCCAGAUGCUCGUCAACGCUGGCGCCCACCAGCCAGCUGCCACCAGCCCUUAUCCUCCCUCGCACCGCCGGCCCGCCACCGCCGGCCGCUCGCUGGUCGCCUCGUGCAGCAGCGGCGCACUCAAGUACUACGCGUGGCUCGCCGUCGCGACGGCAGUCCACCAUCUCGUCUUCACCUACUGGCAGGCGCCUCUCGCCCCCCUCCCAAAACCGAACGGCUGGGUGUCUGUCGCCGCCUCGCUGCUCGGAGGCUGCGCCGCGCUGCUGCCGCUCUGUUGCGAGCGGUGGCUCGACGAGCGGCGGUGCGCUCGGCUGCGCUCCGCCCUCGUCCUGGUCGCGCCGCUCCUGCUGUCGGCGCUCCUGUACGCCAUGGCGGUUGCCGGCGAGCGGCACGACGAGCGGCUCGCGGCCAGCUACGACGCCGCCUUCGUCGCCUACCACGUCUUGCACGAGCUCAUGCGCGUUGUGUGCGAUGCCGAGGGCGCGCGCUGCGCCCCCCGCUUCGCGCUCGUCGGCGGCAUCGCCACCACCGCCACCCUCGCGCUGCAGUCCCUCGCGCAGCUGCUCGGCUCGCGGCCCGGGCUCGGCUUGCCGCUGCACACGCAGUUCAAACUGCUGGCGGCCAUGCUCCUCGCGCUCUUCGCCGUGUGCCUCGGCGCCGCUUGCGUUGGCGCCGCGCGGACCGCCAGCGGCUGGCGGUGGUGCGACCACGGCCGCCGGUCCCGAUCGAGACGGGUCGCAUCGCCCACGGCAGCGGAUGCUCGCGAGACGCUAUUAGACUGA
Molecule: messenger RNA, 1290 nt
Organism: Emiliania huxleyi CCMP1516
Lineage: Eukaryota; Haptophyta; Isochrysidales; Noelaerhabdaceae
Exons: 6
Coding region: 1-1290 (429 amino acids)
Biological process (GO): transmembrane transport; vitamin transport
Cellular component (GO): plasma membrane
Molecular function (GO): vitamin transmembrane transporter activity
Source: RefSeq, a predicted model, not a curated record